GUGAGAGGAUCCUGGGCUACGCGGAGGAGCCGUGCUACCUCUGGUUCGUCAUGGAGUUCUGUGAAGGAGGAGACCUCAACCAGUACAUCCUGUCACGAAGACCUGACCCAGCAACCAACAAGAGCUUCAUGCUGCAGCUGACCAGUGCCAUCGCCUUCCUGCACAAGAACCACAUCGUCCACCGGGACCUGAAACCAGACAACAUCCUGAUCACCGAGAAGUCCGGCACCCCCGUGCUCAAGGUGGCCGACUUUGGGCUGAGCAAGGUCUGUGCUGGCCUGACUGCUCGAGGCAAGGAGGGUGGCAAGGAGAACAAAAAUGUGAAUGUGAACAAGUACUGGCUGUCCUCGGCUUGUGGCUCUGAUUUCUACAUGGCACCCGAGGUGUGGGAGGGACACUACACUGCCAAGGCUGACAUCUUUGCCCUCGGCAUCAUCAUCUGGGCCAUGAUUGAGAGGAUCACGUUCAUCGAUGCUGAGACCAAGAGGGAGCUGCUGGGGACCUACAUCAAGCAAGGGACUGAGAUUGUGCCCGUUGGGGAAGCGCUGCUAGAAAACCCAAAGAUGGAGCUGCACAUCCCUCAGAAACGCAGGACUUCCAUGUCUGAGGGGAUCAAGCAGCUCUUGAAAGACAUGUUGGCUGCUAACCCGCAGGAUCGACCUGAUGCCUUUGAGCUUGAAACCAGGAUGGACCAGGUUACUUGUGCUGCUUGA
Chaetura pelagica (chimney swift) is the source of this 713-nucleotide messenger RNA. RefSeq names its product serine/threonine-protein kinase 35. Gene Ontology annotation, cellular component: autophagosome; cytoplasm. Gene Ontology annotation, molecular function: ATP binding; protein serine/threonine kinase activity. The record is from RefSeq and is a predicted model, not a curated record. The annotation marks the transcript as partial. Gene Ontology annotation, biological process: autophagosome organization; peptidyl-serine phosphorylation; protein autophosphorylation. The transcript has a single exon. NCBI's taxonomy places the organism in Eukaryota, Metazoa, Chordata, Aves, Apodiformes, Apodidae.